This is a messenger RNA of Sinocyclocheilus anshuiensis, 1242 nucleotides long. RefSeq names its product GTPase IMAP family member 8-like. Bases 1 to 1242 code for a protein of 413 amino acids. Lineage: Eukaryota; Metazoa; Chordata; Actinopteri; Cypriniformes; Cyprinidae. The record is from RefSeq and is a predicted model, not a curated record. The transcript has 3 exons. Gene Ontology annotation, molecular function: GTP binding.
AUGGCCACACUGAAGAGUUCUGUGGGGACAUUUUUUCUGCUGGGUGCAAACAGCUGGUGUAAGUGUCUGGUGGGAAAUAAUAUUCUUGGGUUUGAACAUUUCCUGCCUAAGAAAUCCACAUUUGAUGAAGAGGUAUCACUGCAGAUAGGUGACCAAUGGAUUACUGUUAUUAAUGAGCCUCUAACUGUAAUUAAGAGGUAUGUGGAGACAUCAUCUAGGAGUCCAUGUAUGAUUUUAUUUGUUCUGCAACGUGGCCAUGUUUCUCAGAGGGAUGUAGAAAUAUUUGCACAUUUUCAGCUGAUGUUCGGAAAGAAAAUGGAGGAAAAUACUGUUGUAGUUCUGGUCAGUGGCGAUGCUAAGACAUCAUCAAGGCCAAACAAAGUAACAAACGAACACCUGGAAAAGGUUCUCCAUCAAAGUGGAAGGAAAGUGUGUGAUUUUAACAACAAUCUGAAGCAAAGCGACUUCAUCAAACAGCUGACUACAUGUUGGAAGAGUGUGCCUGAGUUGCACAUGUACGAGCAUGAAAGCUCAACCAUGUCUGUGGAAAGGGAGAUCUGGAAACCACAGGAAGCAAUGACACAAGAGCAUAUAUCAGGUAACCAAGCUGCUAUCAAGAAGAAAAACACCUUGACCAUCGUGCUUCUGGGACAGACAGGAAGUGGAAAGAGUGCUACUGGAAACACCAUCCUAAGAAAGCAUCAUUUUGAAUCAUAUGCCAGUUCUGUGCCAGUAACACAGGUGUGCCAGACAGCAGAGGAAACUGUUUGUGGAAUCAAAAUCAGGGUCAUUGACACCCCAGAUUUCUUUGAUGAAGAUCUAAAAAACCAACAAGAACAGAUAAAGAAGUGCAAAGAGCUCACUAAGCCAGGGCCUGAUGUGUAUUUACUGGUGAUGGAGCUUGGCCGUUACACAGAUGGGGAGAGAGAAAUAGUUCAGAACAUACAAAGAGCGUUUGGUGCAGAAGUGGUAAAAGAAACCACUGUUCUGUUUACUAGCAUGGAGAAAUUAAGAGGGAAAACUGUAGCAGAGUACAUUAAUAACACUGACACACAGCUGCGAGAGCUGAUCAGAACCUGUGGGUCAAGGUGUCAUGCAUUUAACAACAAUGACCACAAUGUUUCACAGGUUGAAAGGCUAUUAGAGAUGAUUUUGGAAAUGAAGAAGAAAAAUGGAAAUACUGACAUAGAACACUACUCAUUUUGUAAGGAAUCAGAGAAAAAAGACUGCAGAAUUCAGUAG